Saccostrea cuccullata (small rock oyster) is the source of this 2679-nucleotide messenger RNA. RefSeq names its product multiple epidermal growth factor-like domains protein 6. The coding region runs from base 1 to 2679 and encodes 892 amino acids. The transcript is spliced from 3 exons. The record is from RefSeq and is a predicted model, not a curated record. Gene Ontology annotation, molecular function: scavenger receptor activity. Lineage: Eukaryota; Metazoa; Mollusca; Bivalvia; Ostreida; Ostreidae.
AUGCAAUAUGGCCAGUGUAGUAUAACGAAUUGUCAGACAUGCAUACAAACAUCUGGUGUGACGUCAUGCUCACGGUGCAAUAGUGGUUACUUCCCCUUAUCAACGACUUGUCAACCCUGUAGCCAGGGAUGUAAAGCGGUAACGUCAGGAUCAACAUGUGAUGGAUCAACAGGGAUCUGUGCCAGUGGUUGUAAUACUGGUUGGAUUGGAGAAAAAUGUGAUCGGUGUGACAGCAAUUAUUACAGUGCAGGGGGGAGUUGUUACCAAUGUAGCGUAAAUUGUGUAAGUUCAUGUGACGGUACCAACGGCAGCUGCUUUGGAGGAUGUCGUCAUGGUUACAGGGGAACACGUUGUGAAAAUACCUGUAGUCCUUUCUGUGUAGGACAAAGCUGUUUCUAUACAAACGGCACCUGUACAACCGGAUGUGUUAACGGAUUUUAUGACAAUCUUUGUGAGUCUCCUUGCGGUGCGUGUCAGUGUGAAAGACAGUCAGGAAACUGUACCGGGUCGUGCGAUGCUGGAUGGUUUGGAGAAAAAUGUGACAAGAGAUGUAAUUCUGCUUGUUAUCUUGAGACCUGUGAACGUAAUGAUGGCCACUGCACGUACGACUGUCCUACUGGAUUUUAUGGACCUUACUGCGAUAAGAACUGCAGUACCGGAUGUGACGGAAAGUGCAAUCGAGACACCGGAGUAUGUUCAACUGGAUGCAAGCCUGGAUUUUAUGGAGACAUUUGCACAAAUCCAUGUAAUCCAAACUGUAAGACUGGAUAUUGCUCUAGAUCCGAUGGAUUGUGUGUUGGUGAUUGUACGGAUGGAUAUUUUGGUGAUUACUGCUCUAGGACUUGUGCAAGUUCCUGCAGUGGAAACUGCAAUAAAGAUUCGGGUUUCUGUUCAGGUAAUUGCCAGGACGGCAGAUUCGGCAAUUUCUGUGAGAAGUUUUGUACCGCUGGAUGUUCGUCUAACACUUGCGAUCGAACUUCUGGUGUAUGCACGUCAGACUGCAUCUCUGGGUUGUACGGGUUAUUUUGUAACCAAUCUUGUGGAACUUGUGAUUCAACUGGCUGUGAAAAGUCUAGUGGAAUCUGUAAUAGCCAAUGCGAUCCUGGAUAUUUCGGAAGCAUGUGCACAAAUCGUUGCCUCUUUGGUUGCUUUAAUGAAGCAUGCCAGAAAAGCAAUGGCGAUUGUAUAGGAGAAUGUAAGGCUGGUUAUUUCGGUACAAACUGUUCCCAGUUUUGUAGUUCAAACUGUAAUAGGUCCGUUUGUUCCAAAACCUCUGGUGAUUGUUUCAGUUGUUCUAAUGGUCGAUAUUAUGGUCGAAAAUGUCAAAGCGCAUGUCCAAAUUGUGAUUCACAGGGUUGCUCUUUCGAAACAGGUGUAUGCAUCGGGUCGUGUAUGCCUGGAAAUCACGGGGCUAAAUGUGAUCUUCAAUGUAACGCAAAUUGUGAAAAUCAGUUGUGUGACCGAACGUCUGGGAAAUGUUUGAAAUGUAAAGUAGGCUUUUACGGGUUUAAUUGUACAGUGCCUUGUAUUGGAGAUUGUCCAUCCAAUGGGUGUGAACAAGAUACUGGUUACUGUUCUAAGAAUUGUUCAAUAGGUUCUUGGGGCCAAACCUGUACAGGAAGGUGCAGUUCGACAUGUUUUCAAAACACAUGCGAUAGAGAUACAGGGUAUUGUCAUGCUUGUGAUGACGGAUUUUACGGUUUAACUUGCAAUCAGAAUUGUAGUAAUCAAUGCUCGUCGGGAACUUGUGAUCGCUCCAUUGGUUCCUGUAUCGGCUCUUGCAAUGUUGGGUAUUAUGGAUAUAAAUGCGAGUAUCAAUGUGUGGAGUACUGUAAUGGUUCUUGCAACCAGGCCACUGGCAUGUGUGACAAUCCGUGUCCACAUGGACGUUAUGGUGAUUACUGCUCUUCGCUCUGCCAGGAAACUUGCUAUGGAGACGAUAACAAAUGCAUUCGACCUUCAGGUCAUUGUGAAACCGGAUGUGAUGUGGGCUAUUUUGGCAACUUUUGUGACUUAACUUGUCCGAAUUGCGACACUACUGGUUGCCACAGAUCGAAUGGCUCUUGUAUUACUUCUUGUAAAGUAGGAUACUAUGGAUUGUCCUGUAACCGUUCUUGUAGUCAGCCUUGUAAUAACUGUAUGUGUGCCAAAGAUACGGGGUAUUGUAUUAACGGCUGUACAUUGGGGUAUUUUGGCAACACCUGUGAAGACAUAUGUAAUCCAAACUGCGAUUCCUUUGGUUGUCACAGAUCUACUGGUGUCUGUUUAGGCUCUUGUAAACCACGCUAUUAUAAUCCAACUUGCUCAGGAGUAUGCAGCCCACAGUGCAAAGGAGGAACCUGUGAACGUUUAAAUGGUACCUGCUCGGAAUGUAACAUCGGUUAUUAUGGGGACUUCUGCAAUCUAACUUGCAGCAAAUGUGACAGUCAGGGAUGCAAUCAAGCCGUCACUUGUCAAGGUGCCUCCAAUGGUUGUGAUAAAUUCACUGGAAAGUGCAUUGAGUGCCCAGUGGGAUCAUUUGGAAUAAACUGCCAGAGUAACUGUCGGGCAUAUUGUGGAGGUAACGGAACCUGUCACCCGGUCACUGGUGUGUGUGUCAGCGGCUGUAAGGAGGGAUGGAGCGGACCGCUGUGCGGUGACGGUAUUAAAAUGUGUCUCGUUAAAAAUAAAGAAGUCUAA